AUGCCCAACCAUGCCCAGCGAUUGCAAAUCGGUAUUGUGUUGACAUUCACGUCAGCAGCGGCGAGCGGAUACAACACCAGCCAGCUCAAUGGGCUCUUAGUGCUUCCUCAAUUCAGGGCAAUGACAAAAAAUGUCAACAAGGCCGUACUUGGUCUGCUAUUCGGCACCAUCUCCUUUGGCAGUGUUUGUUCCUUCAUCCCUAGUGCGUAUAUCGCCGACCACUUGGGUCGUAAACUGAGCAUUGGACUUGGCUCCGUGGUUAUGAUUUGCGCAACAAUAGUCGAGGUUGUGAAACCAACCCUCUGGGUCAUGUUUUGGGCAAGACUGUUCCUAGGCAUCGGCUCAGGACUUACACAAUCUGCUGCACCUAACCUGAUUACUGAGGUUGCUUAUCCACGCCAUCGAAAUACUUUUACAGCACUAUCACCCACAGCAUGGUACUGGGGAUCAACAUUAUCUUCAAUAGUGACAAUGAGCAUGCUUACUCUGAAUGGCGAGUGGUCUGUGAGAUGGCCAUGUUUGUUACAGAUAUUCUUUCCGCUUCUUCAGUUGAUAGGUUUAUACUUCAUUCCUGAAAGCCCUAGGUGGCUUGUCUCCAAAGGCAAGCCAGAUGCAGCAUUGAUUCUCCUCGGAAACUAUCAUGGGAACGGAGACGUGAAUAAUCCAAUUGUGCAACAAGAAUUCCUCGAAAUUACAUCAGCUAUUUCCCAAGAGGCAUCCAUGAAGAAUCAGGCUGGAUGGAAAGCAUUUGUGUCGACGAGAGGAAACCUCCAUCGCUUAGCAAUAUGUCUGCUAACCGGUAUCAUGUCUGAGUGGGCAGGAAACGGCAUCAUAUCAAAUUAUCUCGUUCCCGUUCUCAUAUCGAUAGGUGUUUCGAACCCUACUGCACAAGCAGCAGUGAAUAUAGGCCUGCAGGUCUGGAAUGCGAUAACUGCUGCAGCUGGCGCAGUGGCAUCUGAAAAUUACGGUCGGCGUCCUCUCUGGAUCACUUCCACUUGUUUAAUGAUAUUUUUUUAUGCCAUGAUUACAUGCCUUUCUGCACUUUUUACGGAACAACACGUGACAAAGGCAGGAAUAGCUGUUUUACCCAUGCUAUUUCUCUUUUAUGGCUCUUAUAACAUAGCCUACAGCCCCCUUGCGGUUUCAUAUACUGUCGAGAUACUUCCAUUUUAUCUACGGUCAAAGGGACUUUCGUUAUACUUCACCAUGGACGCUUUGGCGACAAGCUUCAAUCAAUAUGUGAAUCCAAUAGCGUUGGACAGUCUCAAGUGGAGGUUAUACUUUGUAUAUUUGGGUUGUCUUAUUAUGUUCCUUGGCAUUAUAUACGCGUUGUUUCCCGAGACUAAAGGGCUAUUGUUGGAGGAGAUUGAGAGGAUUUUUGAUGGUCCCGACAAGAGUGUUGCGAGUCCAAAGACCAGCUCUGAGAGCGUUAGCACCUUGGUUGAAAAAGACGACAGGACAACAAAGGUUCAAGACACGCAGUUUCGACUUACGGGAGAGGUAUGA
Molecule: messenger RNA, 1506 nt
Organism: Talaromyces proteolyticus
Lineage: Eukaryota; Fungi; Ascomycota; Eurotiomycetes; Eurotiales; Trichocomaceae
Product: general substrate transporter
Exons: 3
Coding region: 1-1506 (501 amino acids)
Biological process (GO): transmembrane transport; carbohydrate transport
Cellular component (GO): membrane
Molecular function (GO): carbohydrate:proton symporter activity
Source: RefSeq, a predicted model, not a curated record